Messenger RNA from Cydia strobilella, 448 nucleotides. RefSeq lists its product as uncharacterized. The transcript has a single exon. Gene Ontology annotation, cellular component: mitochondrial inner membrane. The record is from RefSeq and is a predicted model, not a curated record. Gene Ontology annotation, biological process: mitochondrial electron transport, ubiquinol to cytochrome c. The coding region runs from base 196 to 399 and encodes 67 amino acids. NCBI's taxonomy places the organism in Eukaryota, Metazoa, Arthropoda, Insecta, Lepidoptera, Tortricidae.
CAUCCUCCCAAAAAUACAAAAGUACUAUACCAAACAUUCUCCUCACGUGUGAAAGUCAACACCGACAUUGGCAAAUUCAUCCUGUGCCAAAUUGCAGAGAGUAAAAGCCAGAGGAAAAAAAAAAAAAAAAAACACCUCAUCCCUCGUACUGAGACUAUUGAGAUCUCCCUAAAUCCUUCGAAAAAAAGCAAAAAGAUGCUGGGACGGCUGGGCAAGAGGCACGCCGAGAUGGCGGCGUCGUUCGCAAGGUCAGGAGCCGGCUUCGGCGGUGCGGCGUUCCUCGGGCUACUCUACAUGACUGAUUGGCGCGUGUUCGUCACAUACAUCCCCUUCUACGGCAGCAAGUUCGCGAACGAAUCACAGGAACGAGAACCACAAGCGACCACCACACGAUCCUAAGUUGUCUAGUGUCCUGUAAAUUAUAAUUAUAAGAAUUAGCAGUCGCUAA